Messenger RNA from Ostrea edulis (European flat oyster), 2259 nucleotides. Its product is annotated as CXXC-type zinc finger protein 1-like. The transcript is spliced from 15 exons. The coding region runs from base 289 to 1983 and encodes 564 amino acids. Lineage: Eukaryota; Metazoa; Mollusca; Bivalvia; Ostreida; Ostreidae. Gene Ontology annotation, biological process: positive regulation of DNA-templated transcription. Gene Ontology annotation, cellular component: Set1C/COMPASS complex. The record is from RefSeq and is a predicted model, not a curated record. Gene Ontology annotation, molecular function: DNA binding; zinc ion binding.
UGGGGCUGAUUUGACUUGUCGCCGACCCAGAUUUUAGAUCGUCAUAACGUUUGUCGAUUUGCGUUCGAACUCGGAGUCGGAUUUUAAGAAAGUUUAUAUUUCUGUGUGGAUGAUAAAACAUACUGAAAGUUGAGUGAACAUCACAAUGUCUUAAUUGUUGCCCCACAGCAGAUAAAUAAAGGUGGUGCAUCACCAUUUGUUAUCCAGUAACUAAACAGGUGAAUAGGGGCACACAUUGUAGGGCGGGGAGUCCAGGAGGCCGCGGACAAGGCCAAGCAAUACAGCACAAUGUUACCAGAGCGACAAGCCAAGGUAGAACAGCUGAUCCGAAUCAUGGACCACGAGGGACCGGGCGGGCCGUACGAACAGGAGUACUGUAUCUGCCGAUCUAAAGACUGCAGUCGAUUCAUGAUUGGCUGUGACAACUGCGAGGAGUGGUACCAUGGGGACUGUAUCGGCGUCACCCAGAAAGACGCAGAGCUCAUCAAACAUUUCUACUGUACGUCUUGUCGAGAACAAGAUGCCAGUCUAGAAAUUAAAUACAAACACAAGAAAAGUUCUAAAGAGAAGCAUUCAUCCCAUAAACAUUCAUCUGAAAGAGAGUUCCGAAGCAGAGAGGAUUCUAGCAGCAAGAAGAAAUCGUCCAGGCGUUGUGGUGAAUGCACGGCUUGUCACAGAACUGAGGACUGUGCUCGGUGUGACUAUUGUAAAGACAUGAAGAAGUUCGGAGGACCAAACAAGAUCAGGCAGAAAUGCAGACUGCGGCAGUGUCUCAACUUUGGUUUAAAUAUGACGAGCAAAAGAACCAACCUGGAUAAACAAGAAUGUACACUGACCACAGAAACCGAGUCCAUCAGAACGGAGUAUUUCAGUGGAGUUCGUGAUGAAGACGACGACUAUAUGGAUGUUGAUGAUGAUCCGGACUAUGGCUCGGAAAACAUCGAAAAAUCUCCAAAGGGUAAGAGAGGGAGGAAAAAAAGUGUAUCAGAGAGUGGAUCAGCGAAAAAGAAAUAUAAAAAACGAGGACGCAAGCACUCGCCAGACAAAAAAACAAAGAGAGCCAAAGAGAAUGCAUCUGAAUUGAAGAGAAAGAGGUCCGAAAUAGAGGAUGUCCGUGAGAUUGAGAUAGACGAGCCUCGUCAAUGUUUUGGGCCUGGGUGUAUCGAGGCUGCAAGACCUAACUCCAAAUACUGUUCAGAUGACUGUGGCAUUAAACUAGCCAAAAGUCGGAUAUACGAGCUCCUGCCUCCCAAGAUCCAGCAAUGGCAGAGCAGUCCCUGUGUCACGGAGGAGACCAACAAGAAGAUGCUGGAGAAAAUCCGACGUGAGCAGCUGGAGUGUCAUCAGAGACUGGCCGAACUCGACGUCCGGCAUCAGGAACUGGACGGGAUUAUAGACAGGGCGAGAAACGUCACCAUCGCCCCAGAGCAGGAUGAGAAGGACAAUGAAGACGAUUUGGAGCUGAGUUUGUACUGUGUCACGUGUGGGGCAGAAUUAAAUCAGAAGGGAGCCUUACGACACAUGGAGAAGUGCUUCUCAAAGUCUGAGGCCCAGACUUCCUUUGGCUCUAUCUACAAGACGAGGAUCGAGGGGAACUCCAUGUUCUGUGACUAUUAUAAUGCUCAGCAGAAGGUGUACUGUAAGAGACUGAAAGUCCUGUGUCCGGAGCACACCAAGGAACCAAAGGUUGGACCGGAGGAGGUCUGUGGUUGCCCUAUCGUUGUGGAUGUUUUCAUUGAAACGGGUGAAAUCUGCAGAGCACCGAAGAAAAAGUGCAAUAAACAUUACUGCUGGGAGAAAUUACGACGGGCAGAAAUUGACAUGGAGAGGGUCAGACAGUGGUUAAAGCUGGAUGACCUGUUCGAACAGGAGAGAAAUAUUCGUGUUUCCAUGGCAAACCGAGUGGGAGUCCUGGGGCUGAUGCUCCACCAAACAGUAGAUCACGAUCCAAUGAAUCCAAUCCGCCCUCCAAACAUGGAGUAGCACUCCAGUUGAAUUCAGGAAUGUGUUCUGUUCUUUGUCGACAUGUAAAUGGCACGGCUAAUAACAGAUCCCUGUAUGAUGCCAAUGUCUCUUUUUACAUGAAUACGUAUUUAUAUUAUUAAAGUUAUUGUUGCGUUUUAUCUUCAAAAAUAAAGGAAACCAUAAUCAAUCCUUGGUGUAUAUUUUUUAAAUGUAAUUUUCAAUAUUUGUACAUAAACUACAUGUAUACGUUCAUUGUCUUAUUCCAUCAUGUCCAUUAAAAUUCAUUGAAAUCUA